Messenger RNA from Prunus armeniaca (apricot), 375 nucleotides. Lineage: Eukaryota; Viridiplantae; Streptophyta; Magnoliopsida; Rosales; Rosaceae. The record is from the annotation of a GenBank genome assembly.
AUGGAGUUAACCAGAACUCAGAAAAGGAGGGUCCAAAGGCAGUACUGCAUGUUCCUCAAUAACAAAAGGGAUACACAAGUACUUCCAGGGAUCGAUUCUGCCAGAAAAGGGAAAAAGCCGGAAGUACUCCUCUAUGCAGAACAAGCAAUCUCCCAGCCACAGAAGCUAUUGAAAGCAGAAUGUCUAGGCAAGCCUUCUAUCCACCCUGCCUCAUCAUCAGACAAUCUACUUAAACCACAACUAGGAAAAUCCGAAGCUGUUCCAGCAAAAGGACAAGAAGACUGGAUUGAGGAAAAUGGAGAGGAACAACUAGAUUAUGAACCAUCUGCAGAUGACCAAAAUGCACUCCUCGAAGCAGGAGAACAGGGAGACUAG